Messenger RNA from Fusarium odoratissimum NRRL 54006, 1817 nucleotides. RefSeq lists its product as uncharacterized. The coding region runs from base 39 to 1733 and encodes 564 amino acids. The transcript has a single exon. The record is from RefSeq and is a predicted model, not a curated record. Lineage: Eukaryota; Fungi; Ascomycota; Sordariomycetes; Hypocreales; Nectriaceae.
UCAACUUUCUUCCUCUCUAUCAGAACUCGAUAGUAACCAUGUCGAACCUGGGAACAAGUAAGGAACUUCCAAAAAACGAGGUCUCGAAGGAUACAAGUACCAAUGACUUGCCUCCUUCACAAGAAAUAUUCGCAACUCCGACAAAUGAGCAUUUCUUGACGAAAUAUUCUUAUCAUGAUCUCAAUUAUCUUGAGCACGAGAUCAGAUUAGUCCACGUAUUCAAGAAACCUGGAAGUGAUUUGAUCCACGGCAAUCUUCUCCCACCACAGAAGCUCGCAGACAUCAGCGGCAAAUAUCACACAAUAUCCUACUGCGCAGGUAGCGCCAAAAACACCAGACCUAUGAUCUUACAAGGGCUCGAGUUCAAUGUCUUUGCCAAUCUAGACUGUGCUCUUCAAGAGACACUGGCAUAUUGGAGCACUACCAAGUAUUCUGAGGACGACUGCAUUCUUUGGAUUGACCAGAUAUGCAUCAAUCAGCACAGUAAUUCAGAAAGAUCGCACCAGGUAGCAUUCAUGCGAGACAUCUAUUUAAAUUCUCAUGGAACGUUUAUUUGCCUCUCGACAGACCGACAAGACAAGCGUUGCCCAAACGCGUUUUCUUGGUUUUCGGAGCGAGAUGUAUAUCAGUAUACUGCUGAAUAUUCCUACACUAUUACGAUGGUAGAGUAUGUCAAAGGUUGGAAUGCCUUUUACGAUCUACUUGAAUGUCCAUGGUGGAGCCGGGCUUGGAUUCGUCAAGAGUUUGCUUGUUCCCAAACUGCAGUCUUCUUAUAUCACAAGGAAGCCCGCGACUUUUCCGAAUUGUCGUGGCUCCAAGCCAUCUGUCAUUCAGAUCUAGUCACCAACCCCCAUCACCCCGAGAAGUUUUUUCCUGAACUUUCACCAUCGAGAAGCGAGCUCAAGAACGAAAUGAAAACUCUCACCAACCGACACUAUCGCACUCUGGAGACUUGUCAUGUUGCUCGGUUCUUACUUCUUCAAAAGACAUUGUUGGGAAAUGGUCCGAUAGAGUGCAAUAUGGAUUUUAAGAAGUUGGUCCUGGAUGCUCGUCAUUCCAAGGCCACUGACCCCCGAGAUAAGAUCUUUUCCCUACUGGGACUUGCUCACCCAGGAUACAACAUCACGCCCAAUUAUUCCAAGUCUAAUACUCUCUCACACGUACUGAUCGAUAGUGCAGUCAAGAUAAUUCUUUUCGAGGGAGAUCUCAGCAUACUCUUACACGCGCCUCAACUUGCCAAGGCACCCUCAUGCCAAUUACCAUCAUGGGUGCCUGAUUGGACUUCCUCGACUGUUUCAACACUCUCUGUUUUCGGACACUCGGAGAACUUUCCACUCGCUAGCAUCACCACUCAGAUCAGACGAGAUGCCAUUGGUUCCAUCCGAUUUGGUAGGAGUACUGAUGGCGGUCAGAACACUGUUCUAAUUGUAAAGGCGCUACGCUUCGGUAUCUUGGAAACAUUCUGCAAGGAGCUCCCGAGUUUUGGGGGCAAGCGCUUCAUCUUAGAUGGUGGGGGUCGCCCCCAAUGCCGGAAUGAAGCUGAACUGGGUGAUGAAAUCUGGCUGCUCAUGGGCACAUCCUGUCCUUAUGUACUCCGUUCUACUGAGAAAGGAUACAAACUCAUCAGUGAGGUCGUUGCGAUAGAUGGCCAAAGUCCCCAGUCGCCCUUUGAAAGGGAACGACACAGGAUGCGGACAGGGCUUGAGGUGUUGGAGGAAAUUUCAAUAAUUUAGUGUCUAGCUGCUUAAAACCUAUGCGGAGACAGAGUUGCUACAAUAUGACUGGCUAUAAUGAGAAAACAUGCAAAACCAUCUUAG